GCGGCCCAUCUUGCGCCCCGCUCUUCGCUUCUCCGUUCCGGUUGCACCGCGGGAGCGGGAUGGCGGCCGGUCCGAUCAGCGAACGGAACCAGGAUGCGACGGUGUACGUGGGAGGUCUGGACGAGAAGGUGAACGAGCCGCUGCUGUGGGAGCUGUUCCUGCAGGCGGGGCCGGUGGUCAACACCCACAUGCCCAAAGACCGGGUGACAGGACAGCACCAAGGGUAUGGCUUCGUGGAGUUCCUGAGUGAGGAGGACGCGGACUAUGCCAUCAAGAUCAUGAACAUGAUCAAGCUGUACGGGAAGCCCAUCCGGGUGAACAAGGCGUCAGCCCACAACAAGAACCUGGACGUGGGUGCCAACAUCUUCAUUGGGAACCUGGACCCCGAGAUCGACGAGAAGCUGUUGUACGACACCUUCAGCGCCUUCGGGGUCAUCCUGCAGACGCCCAAGAUCAUGCGGGACCCUGACACGGGCAACUCCAAGGGCUACGCCUUCAUCAACUUUGCCAGCUUCGACGCCUCGGACGCCGCCAUCGAGGCCAUGAACGGGCAGUACCUCUGCAACCGGCCCAUCACCGUCUCCUACGCCUUCAAGAAGGACUCCAAGGGCGAGAGGCACGGCUCGGCCGCCGAGAGGCUGCUGGCGGCCCAGAACCCCCUGUCCCAGGCCGACCGCCCCCACCAGCUCUUCGCCGACGCCCCCCCGCCUCAGGCCUCGCAGACCAGCGUGGUGUCGGGGCUGACGGCAGGGCUGCCCCCGCCAGGGAUGCCUCACCCGGGAUCGUUCCCCCCUCCAGUUCCCCCACCAGGGGCACUACCUCCAGGGAUGCCUCCAGCAAUGCCACCCCCAAUGCCUCCCAGCACGUCUGCGCCAGGACCGCCGGUUUCGGGACCUCCAGGGACCACCCCCCACCAUGUGGGACACCCCUUCCCCCCUGGGGCGAUGCCCCACCACGGGAUGCACCCAAUGCACGUAUCACACCAUGGACCCCACAGCAUUGGGCCCCUCCCUGGGGGCCCUGCACAGAACGCCCCCCACCGACCGCCGCCUCCCGGAAUGCAGCACCACAACCCCCCGCCCAUGGUCAUGCCUCCCCGCGGACCCCCAUUCGGACACCACAUGGGUCCCCCACCCCACGGGUUACGCGGACCGCCCCCUCCGAUGCCUCCGCCGGGUUUCAACGGGCCCCCUCGCCCGCCCCACUUUGGCUUCGCCCGCGGCCCCCUCUUGCCCCCCCGGGGAGGGGGCCGGAUCCCCAUGCCGCCCCGCGGACCACCCCGCGGACCCCUGCAGCCCCAGUAAGGUGGGUUGGGGGGAGGGGGUGAGGCAGAGGGAGGGGGUGAGGCAGACCCCCACCUUGCCAGCCCCUCCCCUGUGGGGCAGCCCCCCCCCCCCACCUCCAGGACAUCUCCAGGGGUCCCUCCCCCUGUAUUGGGACGGGUCAUGUUUUUGGGGUGAGUCCCCGGAAGCCCCUCCCACUGAAUCCCGGGAAUUGAAGUGGCACGUCGACCCUCGGGAGCCCUGGAAUCUUUUUGGGAAGUUUUUCCACGCCCCCCCUCUUCCCGCCGGAUCUCCGUGCUCCUGCUGACCUCGUCCCUUCCCACCCCCUCCAAAUGCUGAACCUCUUCCCGUCCCCUGCCAUCUCUUCCUCAUCCCCACGGGAUCAAGCUCCGGAGCGCGGGAGACACGGGAAGGAAGAGCGGAGCAGGAUCUUUUUCAUACACCAAUUUAGAAACUUCACAGCCUCAUUCCCUGAAUUUUUGUUUUUUUUCAAGAGAACUGAAAUGUUUUUAAUAAAAUGCCUUUAUCGGGUA
Molecule: messenger RNA, 1816 nt
Organism: Pristis pectinata (smalltooth sawfish)
Lineage: Eukaryota; Metazoa; Chordata; Chondrichthyes; Rhinopristiformes; Pristidae
Gene: sf3b4
Product: splicing factor 3b, subunit 4
Exons: 6
Coding region: 60-1304 (414 amino acids)
Biological process (GO): positive regulation of mRNA splicing, via spliceosome
Cellular component (GO): nucleolus; U12-type spliceosomal complex
Molecular function (GO): RNA binding
Source: RefSeq, a predicted model, not a curated record